AUGCAGCGACUCCUUUCCCUGACCUACGGCCGCUGGCGGCUAUGGCCUCUCGCCGUCUUCCUCUGCGUCUGGAUCACCGCCAUGUUCUGUCUGAUGCUGCCAUAUGAUAGCGUUCUUCGCCAGUCCAUACGCUUUAAUGCAAUGCGUGCUUUCAACAGUCUUGCAAGCCCCCCGUGGUCGCCUGAGAUGUGGAUGCCCUCCGAUGCUGCUGCAACUACCAACACCGACAACCCUCCAGUAGUAGCCAUGUCCGACAAUGUCCGUCUCGCCCAGCAUCACUCGCAGUAUCAUGUCCGGCCGUACGACAACAUCGGCCUCAUCAUCAAGAGCGGCUACGGCACUCGUCACCGCGUGCCUGCCCAGAUCAACGCCCUAGGUCUGCAACCCCACGCCGAGGAUGCGGGCAACGUUGUCGUCAUCGGCGACUUCACCGGGCAGAUCCGCUACAACAUCACAGACAACCAGAACAUAACCCUGAACAAGUUCACAAACAGCACAGCCACUGCCACAGUCGCUGUCCACAACGUCAUUGCCGCCGUGCUUGAGAGCCGCGCCGUCGGUCCGCGCAUCCGGUGUCCGCGUGCCAUCAAAUAUCGCGGCCUGUCAGCAGCGAUCCACCGCGGCAACGACGCCGAGGCCGUGAGCAUCAGCCGAGACUAUGGCUGGGAGCUGGACGCCAUGAAGUUCAUCCCCGGCCUUGAGCUCGCCUUUGAUGUCAUGCCCAAUAAGGACUGGUAUGUGAUGAUCGACGACGACACCUUUCUCGUGCCGCCGUCGCUGCACGGCUUUCUGGCCCGUCUCGACCCAGCCACGCCGCUGUACAUUGGCAAUGCCGUCGGUGACUUCCGUCUGCGCUUUGCCCAUGGCGGCUCGGCUGUCGUGCUGUCGCGUGCCGCCGUCGCCCUGCUAUUGGAUGACCGUGCUGCCGUCCACCAAUCGUAUGUCGAGUCGCUGACGGCCACGUUGGGCGACCGCCUGCUGGCCAGCACCCUGAUGCAUGUCGGCAUCUACCUGGAUGAGCGCUUCUCCCACCUCUUCAACGGUGCCCGUCCUCAUGACACUCGCAUCAGUGCCGAUCGCUUCUGUCUGCCACUGAUCUCGCUCCACGGCCUGACGGAUGAUGCUCGCAUGGUUGACACCGGCCGCCACUUUGACCAGGUCAACGCUGGUGGCAACAGUAACAACAGCAGCAACAACAACAUCCCGAGCCCCCCUUUUGCCUGGGGCGACCUCUGGCCACUGUAUGGCCGGCCCACCGUCGCCGCCCUGCGUCGCCAGCCGAUGCGUAGCGAACACGACUUUGUCGGCCGCCCGGGUGAUGACUCGUCCGCUGCCAACCUCGUGUCCACCACUGUUGCUGACGUGCCGUCGGCCGAGAUGUGUCGCGCCAUCUGCGAGAGAGGCCUCGACGACAAAGAACCGAAAGGCCCACAGUCAUCAACCCAGCAGAUCCAGGGACAAUCCCCCCCUCACAACAGCCCCGUCAACGUCGACGGCACCUGUCUCGCCUGGACCUGGGACGGCCAGGCGUUGACCUGCACGACCAGCCCCUGGUUCGUCAUCGGCGUGGACUCCCGGGACGAAGACGGACACACGCCCGUUCCGUCCACCACCUUCUCGGGCGUGCCGGCUGCCCGCCUGCAGACCCUCAUUGACCGCUGCAGCCGGCGCAGCGGCGUGGCCUGGGCCGCAACUGACUCAGGCUAUUAUGCGCUCGUUCGGUCGGACGCAAACGAUCGAUCAGCAUGA
This is a messenger RNA of Grosmannia clavigera kw1407, 1749 nucleotides long. RefSeq lists its product as uncharacterized. NCBI's taxonomy places the organism in Eukaryota, Fungi, Ascomycota, Sordariomycetes, Ophiostomatales, Ophiostomataceae. Gene Ontology annotation, molecular function: glycosyltransferase activity. The record is from RefSeq and is a predicted model, not a curated record. The coding region runs from base 1 to 1749 and encodes 582 amino acids. Gene Ontology annotation, cellular component: membrane. The transcript is spliced from 2 exons.